Phoenix dactylifera (date palm) is the source of this 2903-nucleotide messenger RNA. The record is from RefSeq and is a predicted model, not a curated record. Lineage: Eukaryota; Viridiplantae; Streptophyta; Magnoliopsida; Arecales; Arecaceae.
UCACUGCCGCGGUUCCCAUGUUCCACCCAGCAAUUUAAACGUGAGAUAACAACAGGAACAUUCCUGCAACCCCUGGUCCCCCUCAGCUCAAUGAUGAAAUAAAAAUCAUUAAGGCGGACAAAGAACUCCAUAGAAUGGAAUCCCCUCGGCUCCCUCUCCACCUGUUCCUGCCUCUCCUUCCCCAAAUUAUACUGCUAAUAAUUGGUUCAACGUACGCUCAAACUAUAAUCUCCGGCAAGAUAAGCUUGGGUUCCUCCCGCACCGCUCAGACCGGCCAAACAGCUGCCUGGUUCUCGCCUUCCGGCGACUUCGCCUUCGGAUUUCGACCCUUGGAAACCGACGGCAACCACUUCCUGCUCGCCAUCUGGUUCGACAAGAUAGAAAGCAAAACCGUAGCUUGGUAUGCAAAUGGAAACCAAUCGGUGCGAGCUGGGGCCGCAGUGGGGCUCGCCACUGACGGGAAGCUCUCGCUCCAGGACCAUGACGCCAAGGAGGUAUGGAGCGUCAGAGUCAACAGUAGCGUUGCAUACGCCGCCAUGCUCGAUAACGGCAACUUCGUAUUGGCAAGCAGCGAUGGCUUGGUCCGAUGGCAAAGCUUCGACAACCCCUCCGACACCAUCUUGCCGUCCCAAGUUCUGGGUCCAGGUAAGGAGCUCCGAUCCCGACUGAUGGACACCGAGUACUGCGGCGGACGCUUCGAUCUCAUCAUCCAAAGCGACGGCAAUCUGACGUUCUAUCCAAUAGAAGUUAUAUCUGGCUACAAAUAUGAUCCUUACUGGAGUUCCGGAACGAGUGGGAAUGGAUCGCAGCUUGUCUUCGAUGAGUCCGGUACCAUCUACUUGGCUCUAACUAACAACACCGUGUUCAUGAAUUUUUCAUCGGGGAGAAUGGACUCGGUCGGAGAUUUCUACCAGAGGGCAACACUCGACCCCGAUGGGGUCUUCAGGCAGUACGUCUACCCAAAGAACACGACAACGAGCGGCGGCGGCGGCGGUUGGACCGUGGUCGAUUUCCAGCCCCCCGACAUCUGCCGAGAAAUCACAACGGCGACGGGGAGUGGUGCCUGCGGGUUCAACAGCUACUGUGUGUCUGGUGGUGGAGAUCGGAGCGUGGAUUGCGAGUGCCCACCUGGCUAUGCUUUCGAGGAUCAAAGCAGGAAGUACAAAGGGUGCUUUCCAAAUUUUGCAGCUCAGAUCUGUGGAACGAAUGAGUCGGUGACAGAGACACAGUUCGAAUUGAAAGAGAUGAUCAAUGUCGAUUGGCCUUUAUCUGCCUACGAGCAUUCGUCUCCCAUCGAUGAAGAGCGAUGUAAAAGGAAAUGCUUACGUGAUUGCAACUGUGCGGUAGCUGUUUACCAGGAUGACGGUGGAAAUUGUUGGAAGAAGAGGCUCCCUCUCUCCAACGGAAAGAUGGGAUCCUAUGUGGACCGAAAGGCUUUCAUCAAAGUAGCCAAAGUAUCCAAAGAUUCCAUAAAGGAUGAUUCUAGUAAGAGGAAGCCUGUGAUUGCCGUACUCAUUCCCUUGGUGCUGGGAGGUCUCCUAUUGCUCUGUCUUGGGCUACUUGUGUGGAAGAAGAUAAGAAAUCGUGGUAUAUCACAUGAUUUCCACUUCAAUGAAAACAGAGGGAAGGAGCUGGAGUUACCUUUGUUUAAUUUGUCCAUGAUAGAAAGUGCUACUAAUUUCUUCUCUGCAGAUAAUUUACUUGGAAAGGGUGGGUUUGGGCCAGUUUACAAGGGUCAAUUGGGAGAUGGACAAGAGAUUGCUGUCAAGAGACUGUCCAAAAAUUCUGUACAAGGCGUGGAUGAGUUUAAGAAUGAGGUCGUGCUAAUAGCCAAACUUCAACACAGAAACCUUGUAAGGCUUCUGGGAUGCUGCAUUCAACACGAGGAGAGAAUGCUGAUCUAUGAGUACAUGCCAAACAGGAGCUUGGACACCUUCAUAUUUGAUAAAACAAAAAGUGCACAGUUGGGUUGGCAAGAGCGUCUUGAUAUCAUCAUGGGAAUUGCUCGAGGACUUCUUUAUCUUCAUCAAGAUUCAAGGUUAAGAAUAAUUCACAGGGACCUUAAAUCUAGCAACAUUUUGCUUGACAAGGACAUGAAUCCAAAAAUUUCAGACUUCGGCACAGCAAGAAUUUUCAAAGGAGACCAAAAUGAAGAAAACACAAGGAGAGUGAUUGGGACAUAUGGAUAUAUGCCACCAGAGUAUGCAAUGGAAGGCAUCUUCUCAGUGAAAUCUGAUGUAUUCAGCUUUGGUGUUAUAAUAUUGGAGAUCUUAAGUGGAAAGAAAAUUAGAAUGGUGUAUGAAGCUGAAUCUUCUGUGAACCUUCUAGGACAUGCAUGGAAACUAUGGGAGGAUGGUAGAUGCUUGGAGCUACUUGAUGAAGCAAUGGGAUGUUCUUAUCCUACAUCUAGAGUAUUGCGAUGUUUGCAAGUUGGUCUCUUAUGUGUUCAGGAAGGGAGAGACGAUAGGCCAACUAUGGCAGAAGUGGUUUUGAUGUUAAGCAAUGAAGGUGUGGCACUACCCCAGCCUAACCGGCCUGGUUUCUGUGUAGGAAGGACUCUUAAAGAAACAAGCGGGUCUUCCCUGGAACAAAGUUCAUCUGCAGUAAUUGAGACUACUACAAUGCCAGAAUGUCGAUGAGAUACUUGCCUCAACAAGCAUUUCAUCUUUAGUUAAUUUACAACUUCAGUUACCAACAAACUAAACAUUGGGUGGUAUGGACUUUCUUAGUUCAAGUUAAACCUUCAUUUGUAUGGUAGGGAGGACUGUACCUAGGAGUCUGACUUGUCCCAGUUCUGUGGAUUCUCAACAAGGCCCAGGACAUUUGAAGUAUAUGGUAAAGCAUAUUCUAUAUUUCAUCUAGAACUCUGGCAAAUUUUUACAUUCUAAAUCUUCUCUUACUAA